UUGAAAAAUAAUAAGGAAGUGAAAUGUUACUGAUCAAAAAACACUUUGAGAAAUUUCCUUGGCUGUCAUAAUCACAGGAACUACAAGGGCUUUUCCGUAAAUAUUGCGUGUUUUUUGCAAAAUUAGGAGGAGUACAUAAAUCAACUAAACGUGUUACCGUACCACUAAAGAAAUUUUCGAAAUUGUAUGGCAAAACCGGUGAUUGUGACACACAUGAGAAUUCAAUAUAUCAUACAGAAGCAGUUUCAGAUGCUACAAACUUUUUAAAAAUUUACGAAAAUCCAGAGAAGGAUAUAAGAGAUAUGAUAGGUUCAGAGCGAAUUAAACAAGUAUCAGAAAAUCGGCAAAGAUUGACUCCUAUAGUAGAAUCUAUAAUUUUCUUAGGACUCCAAAAUAUACUACUUAGAGGGCAUAGAGAUAGCGGACGACUUUUUUCUGAUGACAGCACGAAUGACGAGGAUGUCCUUAAUAGUGAAGGGAAUUUUAGAGAACUAAUACGGUUUGGAGUCGAGAGCGGCGACAAUUUAUUGAAAAAAAAACUUAGAGAACUCAAGCUUUUGAGCAUACGCUACGUACAUAAGCAGCCGCAUCCAAAUGAAAUUAUAGAAUGUUGUGGCGAAGAAAUAUUGGAUACAGUUUUAUGUCGCGUCAGGCAAAGUCAGUAUUACAGUAUUAUAUUUGACGAAACUACAGCCAUUAGCCAUAAAUCACAAAUGCCAAUCGUAUUGCGGUAUUGUUAUCAAAAACAUAUUUACGAAGACUUCAUGGGAUUUGUGGAUUGCUACUCAAAUUUUGAUGAAGAUACAAUGGAGCCCAAACUCACAGGCCAAAUUCUUGCUCAAACAGCUAAGCAUUUCAUUAAAACCAAUAACUUAGACUCAAAACCAUGUGUGGGCAUUGGUAUUGAUACGUGUAACCUAAUGUUAGGUGAACAAAAGGGCGCUGUAAUGGAAUUGCAAAAAUGUUUGCCAAAUGCUCUAAAAAGCCAAUGCGCAAAUUAUGUCUUGAAUCUUUCGAUUUCAAAAAGCAGCAGUGUCCAAGCAGUAAGAAAUACUGUAGGUAAAAUGAAGGAAGUAAUUGCGUUCUUCAAAACAUCCGCUAAAAGAAAUACAGUAUUAAAAAGAAAACUAGACGGAUAUCGAAUUCAUAGUAUGUGCGAAACACGAUGGACCGAGAGACAUGAUUCUGUUCUCCAAUUUGAAAGCAAAUUCGAGAAAAUUGUAGAGGUACUAAAUAUUAUCUCAAAUUGGAAAGACCGACAAGCUUCUUCAAAAGCGGAGUCCUUGAAGAUUGCCAUUACUGCCACCCAAUGUAUCGUAUCACUAAAGUAUUUGUGUGAUACGAGUAUAUUAGCUUUAUCAGACAACCUGAGUAAGAUUUUACAAUAAAAAACAAUUGACAAACAAUACGCUGUCAAACUCAUAGGAAAUAUUAUUUCAGUUGUAUAAGAAAGACGCGCAAAUUCCGAAAAACACUUGAGAAUACUAUUCGCAUCUAUAAUGAAUUCACACGAAACCCUGGGUAUUGAACUGACUGUGCCAAGAAUAACAAGCAGACAAAUGAACAGACCGAACAUAGUUACGUCUCACAAGGACAACCAUUACAGACUGAAUCUAUAUGUCCCUUUGCUAAAUAAUAUAUUACAUGAUUUGGUAUACCGGUUCAAUGAAGAAUCUUUGAAUAUAUACAAUUUCAAUAUUUUCUUUGCGUCAGUAAUCUCUAAAUAUUUGCAUGUACUAAAUAGUAACGAAAACAAAAAUUUAAUAAGUACCAGAUUAAAAGCAGAAUUUGACCUUUGGAAGUCACGUAGACAAGAUAUUAUAGACAGUGGAAUGUCACUGUAUUUGUCAUGUGAUGAACACAUUUUUCCUUCAAUUAAUAGAUGCCUACAAUUAUUGAUUUCAUUGCCGGUAAGUGUUGCGACAUCUGAAAGAAGUAUCUCCCAUUUAAAGAGGAUAAAAACUUGGCUGCGCUCCACUAUGUUACAAGAACGAUUAGUGGGUUUAGCUCUUUUGUAUAUGCAUAGGGAUAUUAAAAUAGACGUGAAUAGAAUCAUAGAUCGGUUCUCUAGCAAAAAGAAUGGGCGCCGUGAUUUUGUAAUAUAACACCUGAACUUUGCCUAAUGUCAAAUCCAUCUCCCUUCUGUUGGCCAAUAAAUAAAAAUGCAGAAGUAGUUGAGGGUUUACUUACGUUUAAACCACCACGGCGAUCUUUUCUAAAGUAUCCAAUCAAGAAAUGUGGUUUUAUUUACUGGCCAGCAGAUUGAUAUAACAGUCUGUUCAAAUUCUGUUAAAAUCAC
This is a messenger RNA of Acanthoscelides obtectus, 2299 nucleotides long. NCBI's taxonomy places the organism in Eukaryota, Metazoa, Arthropoda, Insecta, Coleoptera, Chrysomelidae. The record is from the annotation of a GenBank genome assembly.